This is a messenger RNA of Lemur catta (Ring-tailed lemur), 4055 nucleotides long. It is a transcript of the gene NAPB, whose product is annotated as NSF attachment protein beta. Gene Ontology annotation, molecular function: soluble NSF attachment protein activity; syntaxin binding. The record is from RefSeq and is a predicted model, not a curated record. The transcript has 11 exons. NCBI's taxonomy places the organism in Eukaryota, Metazoa, Chordata, Mammalia, Primates, Lemuridae. Gene Ontology annotation, cellular component: synaptobrevin 2-SNAP-25-syntaxin-1a complex; vacuolar membrane; terminal bouton. The coding region runs from base 92 to 1000 and encodes 302 amino acids. Gene Ontology annotation, biological process: synaptic transmission, glutamatergic; intracellular protein transport; SNARE complex disassembly.
GCGCCUGCGCACCGCGGCCGAGCAGGGAGGGCGGGGCGCCCGGGGCGCGCAGCUGGCCGGCUGAGGGGCUGCGGCGGCCGCGGCGGGCAACAUGGACAGCGCCGGGAAGGAGCGCGAGGCGGUGCAGCUGAUGGCGGAGGCCGAGAAGCGAGUCAAGGCCUCCCACUCCUUCCUCCGAGGGCUGUUUGGUGGAAACACAAGAAUAGAAGAGGCAUGUGAAAUGUACACCAGAGCUGCAAAUAUGUUCAAGAUGGCUAAAAAUUGGAGUGCUGCAGGAAACGCAUUUUGUCAGGCAGCCAAGCUCCACAUGCAGCUUCAGAGCAAACAUGACUCUGCAACCAGCUUUGUGGACGCUGGGAACGCUUACAAAAAGGCAGACCCGCAAGCAUACGCUUCAGAGGCUAUCAACUGCUUAAAUGCAGCCAUCGACAUUUACACAGACAUGGGGAGGUUUACAAUCGCAGCCAAGCACCAUAUCACUAUUGCAGAGAUCUAUGAGACUGAACUUGUGGACAUUGAGAAGGCUAUUGCACAUUAUGAACAAUCUGCUGAUUAUUACAAAGGAGAAGAAUCCAAUAGCUCAGCUAACAAGUGUCUGCUGAAGGUGGCAGCAUAUGCCGCCCAGCUUGAGCAGUACCAGAAAGCCAUCGAGAUCUAUGAGCAGGUUGGGGCAAACACAAUGGAUAAUCCUUUGUUGAAGUACAGUGCAAAGGAUUACUUCUUCAAAGCAGCCCUCUGUCACUUCAUAGUGGACGAGUUGAAUGCCAAGCUUGCUCUUGAGAAGUAUGAGGAAAUGUUUCCAGCAUUUACGGAUUCAAGAGAAUGUAAAUUAUUGAAAAAACUUCUAGAGGCUCAUGAAGAACAGAACAGUGAAGCUUAUACUGAAGCAGUGAAGGAAUUUGACUCAAUAUCUCGCUUGGAUCAGUGGCUAACCACCAUGUUGCUUCGUAUCAAAAAGUCCAUCCAAGGGGAUGGAGAAGGAGACGGAGACCUAAAAUGAAAUGUCUCUAUCUUUGUGGCAUGUAGCUAACUCCUCUUUAGUUUUGUCGUAGGGCUAAGUGAUCUUUAUGGGAUGCUCAUUCAGUGGCUUAAUUUUGUUGCAUAUGAGCCAAAUGGCCCGUGUGUUGUUUCAGCUCACCGUGUCUGUGUUGCUGUGGAACGGAUGAAGGGGAGGCCUCUGUUAGUCUGUGGUUGUGAUGGGCUGUUUUGUGCUUAUCAUAACCCCCCGGGUUUUCUGAGAAUUACUUCAGAAUCUCAUUCCUAUUACUUCGAUAUUUGCAGAGCCCAUGUUUAAUGUUGCCACGUGUUUUGAUGUUCUUUUCCUUGGACUGGAGUACCCAACCCAGUUCUAAUAGAUGCUUUGCAUUUUCUCUAUAUGUUGGCAUCUGGAUAUAUUCUUUAAAUGCGUGUGUUUACUUUUAGGACAAUUAUUAGGAAUGAGUUUAUAACUUCAUUAGAAAUCAUUUAUGUUUUUGUUUUCCUGUGAUUAUUUUGAUGGUAUUAGUGACAAGUUUCUUUGUUUUUCAUAUUGUUCUGUUAUGCUAACGUGUAUGUGCAUGACAGAAAUUUAGAGCAGCCAGGGUCUGUCGUCAUCACUUACAUUGUGAGGAAAAGCGCUUCCUAGCAGCACUUGUGUGUGUGGAUGAAUGUCAAGGUGGAUUCGAUUGAUUUAUACUUAUACCCACACUCACACAUGCACACACAUAAAUCAUAAGAUCUGUUGGAAAUGGAAUUUUCCCUUUCCCUGGAGAUAGUUUCCACUUUUAGUUGGAGUAGAGAGCCCUUUCUUCAUAUUUGCAUAUGAGUGUUUUAAUUGGCACAUCCUGCUCUUUAUUUUCAUGUUCAUACACUUUGCCACACUGAGCUGGUGUCUUCUGUGCCAUGGUCAUAUAAGUUUUGAUCAGGGCUGGAUAGAUUAUAUAAGUCAAGCUUGAGAAUGUAUGUAAUUAAUUUAUUCAUUUAUUGAAUUUGAUGGGUUAGGUGGGGUAACUAUGGUACAGGAGUUUACAUUUUGACCAACUGGGCAAGAACCCUAACUGCUUCCAAGGGGACUUGAUCUUCCUCUUAGCUUGUGUGUUGAGCUUUGUCCUGUUUAUUUCUGAUUACAUAAAUAUGUAUGCUCUCUUGAUUUGUAAACUUGAUCCUAUUAUUUUAUAUGCUGAUAUUGUACUUUAGACAUGGUCUUAUUUCCUGAAUUUCCUCUGUGUGUAUUUUAUAGUUAAAUGAUUUGUUUUUGACAUGCAUUUAUUAAAAGCAGGAUGCAGUGGCAUGCACCUGUAAUUCCAGCUACUCAGGAGGCUGAGGUGGGAGGAUCGUUUGAGCCCAGGAGUUUGAGACUAACCUGGGCAACGCAGGGAGACCUCAUCUCAAAAAAAAAAGAUACAAAUGUUGUACAUUUGUUGCCGGACAUAACCUGUGGUUCUUUCUAAAUUGUGAUGCUGUCAUUAAUGACAGAUACUGAAAUUUCCCAUGUCAUGUCAGGUAGUAAGUAGUAUUGGAAUGGUGUUUUCAUUUUUGGAUGGCCCUCGACUGGGAUUAGUAGGAUUUUGUUGGGCAGAAGUAGAUUGGGUGUGCUCAGGCCAAGGGCCGAGUGAGGGGGAUUUGAGGAAUGGUGAAUAGGUCAGUCUAGGAUGAAAGAGAAAGUAGCAGGAGAUGAAGCUGAAAGGGCCAGCUAAGGCAAGAUUGUAGAGGUUUCACACCAGGUGACCGUGAGGACUCAUGGCCAUAGUUAUGGUGGUGGUUUUUGUGAGGUGGGCUGGUAAAGCAGAAAGAUCCAUAAUGUCAGUAUCCACUGGGAUGGAGGGAAUGGGCCAAAAGAUGAGGACACUCUGGCCAUGGGCCCUAGAAUCUGAUGAGAAUCCUUCCUUCCUUCCAAGGUCUGGGAUUCUUAAAUGAAAGCUUGACUGUCACUGAAGAUCAGAUCUGGAAUGGUGCCCAGUUGGUGCUUCUUCACUCCCUCUUAGACUCUCUUGUGAAAAAUGAUCAGAGAAAAAAGUGGUUUCUUGUUGCUAUACCUAAUAUAUUCUACAACCAGCCAAAUACACCUUUGUGAAAAUGGGGCAUGGGGAGUGGUUCUGCAGCUUGAGUCUUCCAGUUUGAAGUCUGUUCCAAUAGGGGAGCAUUUAAACGGGCCAGCCAACGUGCUUGUUGCAUCACUAAUUUAAAAAGUUUGUUUCUACUUGUUAAAAGACUCUUGUAGUCUGACCACUUAAAGUAUAAACCAAAUCAUUUCUUUUAGGGCAAUUCUGUUUAUCUUUCAUCACAAUCCUCUAACAGACAGCUGUCUGAAGAAGAGAUUUUUUUAACAGUGUUCGCGUAACAUACGUCAGAGAGUUGCUUCUUUGUAUUCAAAUAAACACUGGGACUGGGGCCUGGGUUAAGAAUUAGUUUUUAUCUAUAGUAUUUCAUAUGAAAAGAAUAAAAGUAAUUGUAAUGACUAGAAUAGACCUGCCAAAGUUUAAAAGGAGGAUGAGAGAAAUGCCCAGACAACAGUGUACAAACUUAAUUCCUUUCAGUGUCCCAUGGACGUAGGGCAGCGCCAUGUUUCCAGAUGCCUGUGAGUCAGGUCUUCAAGAUUUGUAGAUACGAUUUAUGAAUAAAACAUAAUGAAUAUUUAUGGUACUGGUCUUGUACUUUAGAAGUGUGGGGUUGGUUCAUUGUCAAAGUCAGUUAAAAUUUCUUACAGGAAAGCUUUGCUUUUUGUGGCAACAUUUUUAUAGCUUGUGUAAGUUCCUUGUUUUUAUUUAAUGAUUUGAAAACAGUAUUUUUGCACAGUUGUGACCGUGUGUGGUGGUGUCACUGUAACCAAAGUAUAUGCACCAGCCUUGUACAUUUAUUGUUUCCUCUGAUUUUGUGCAUUUAAAAUGUCCAAAUACAAACCUUUGUGACUUUCUCUGGAGGAUCUGGCAGCACAGCAUGCCCCUGUGACCUGCCCACUGCCGAGUGAGCUGUGACCAGCAGCAGGUUUCCUGCCCUGCGGAGUCCUGAGUUGCUCUCCGGCAAGGGAUUACAUUAUGAAAACUAACCAUGUACCAAUAAAUCUACCUUAGCAGAAA